AUGAAUGAAACACAGUAUCAGUGUAAAUGUGAGGGUCUGUUUGUUUGGCCGAAUGACACGUGUCACUCAUACGAGGCCUGUGAUGUCAUCACUAAUGGUUCAUGUACAUGUAUCAAUGCCCUUCCAAUCGACGGACAGUUCUGCCAAAUUCUACCUUCUGAGUACGUGAUUGACAUUGAUGUGAGAUUCUUUGACUUGUUCCUGGUGAACUACUUACGCAAUCUCAUCAAAAACAUCAGCCUUCCUCUCACUCUGAGCAACAGCAUUAAUAUCACAGAUAUCGACAUGAAUACUGUGUGUGGGUUAAAUGGAACAGAAUAUGAGUGCGUGUGUGAGGAGAAUCAUGUUUGGCCCAGUGACACCUGCAGGGUCUAUCAGGUGUGUGAUGACAUCGUGGGAGGCACCUGUGGAUGUAUUCGAGCUUUCCCUUCAGAGGGUUCACUUUGUCAGAGAGACAUCAAUGAAUGUAAAGAUGCAGUGUCUGUGUGUGGUCAAUCCUCAGACUGUAUUAACAUCAUUGGGAGUCACAUGUGUUCAUGCUGGAGUGGAUUUAAUAUCUCUAAUAAAGACAGUCCUGUGAGCCGCAACAACUCCUGUCAGGAUGUGAAUGAAUGUCUCGAGACACCAGAGGUCUGUGGUCCAAACUCUCAUUGCACCAACUCAGUUGGGAGCUACAACUGUUCCUGCUUGAGUGGAUUUACUGUGACAAAUAGGAAUCAAUCAGUCAGCACCAGUAACCCAUGCAAUGUGACCCUACCUUUGACUGAAUAUCUGAUUGAAAUUCAGAUCAAUAGCAUGGACAGCAGCUUCACUGAUCAGCUGAGGAUCCUUCUGAUGUCUUUCAGUUUGCCCUACACAAUCAGUGACAGCACUAAAAUUACAGAAAUCAACAUAACUACUGUGUGUUCUUUGAACGAAACACAGUAUCAGUGUAAAUGUGAGGGUCUGUUUGUUUGGCCGAAUGACACGUGUCACUCAUACGAGGCCUGUGAUGUCAUCACUAAUGGUUCAUGUACAUGUAUCAAUGCCCUUCCAAUCGACGGACAGUUCUGCCAAAUUCUACCUUCUGAGUACGUGAUUGACAUUGAUGUGAGAUUCUUUGACUUGUUCCUGGUGAACUACUUACGCAAUCUCAUCAAAAACAUCAGCCUUCCUCUCACUCUGAGCAACAGCAUUAAUAUCACAGAUAUCGACAUGAAUACUGUGUGUGGGUUAAAUGGAACAGAAUAUGAGUGCGUGUGUGAGGAGAAUCAUGUUUGGCCCAGUGACACCUGCAGGGUCUAUCAGGUGUGUGAUGACAUCGUGGGAGGCACCUGUGGAUGUAUUCGAGCUUUCCCUUCAGAGGGUUCACUUUGUCAGAGAGUGCCUGCUUUGGUGCCUUUCUUCCCGGAGGUGCAUGAGGACCUCACCAGGUCAUGGAUGGCACCUUUUGCUGCCAGAAACCGAUCUACUGGUUCCUCCUCCUUCACCACCCUUGAUGGUGGUGCAGGACUGACUUUUCUGGUUGUGUGUGGUCGACAUGAAGAAUUCCUCAAGGUCCCUGUGUCUCAGGCUACCCCUUUCGGCAACGCCGAAACAUGGCCCAGUAGUUAUUGGCUGCACAGGAGCAGACUGAGGCAGUCUGACCUUCUGCCCGGCGGGCAGCUACUGCUUCCACAUGUCUGCCGGUCGCAGUGCCCAAGCCUGUUCGAGUAG
Molecule: messenger RNA, 1695 nt
Organism: Carassius auratus (goldfish)
Lineage: Eukaryota; Metazoa; Chordata; Actinopteri; Cypriniformes; Cyprinidae
Product: fibrillin-2-like
Exons: 11
Coding region: 1-1695 (564 amino acids)
Biological process (GO): adenylate cyclase-activating G protein-coupled receptor signaling pathway
Molecular function (GO): calcium ion binding; G protein-coupled receptor activity
Source: RefSeq, a predicted model, not a curated record